This is a messenger RNA of Adelges cooleyi (spruce gall adelgid), 2099 nucleotides long. RefSeq names its product Bardet-Biedl syndrome 1 protein homolog (gene BBS1). Gene Ontology annotation, cellular component: axoneme; BBSome; centrosome. Lineage: Eukaryota; Metazoa; Arthropoda; Insecta; Hemiptera; Adelgidae. Gene Ontology annotation, biological process: non-motile cilium assembly; protein localization to cilium. The record is from RefSeq and is a predicted model, not a curated record. Bases 54 to 1796 code for a protein of 580 amino acids. Gene Ontology annotation, molecular function: patched binding; smoothened binding. The transcript has 12 exons.
UGCCGACAACAGUAAUAUUGGCUACAACGGUUGAAAUACACACCGAUAACGCAAUGAAUUCCACGUGGAUCGAUGUGGACAUAAAUCCUUCGAUCAAUUUGCAGACUUUCAAUUGUUGCACGGCUUUGGUAGACGUCCACGGUGAUCGCGAUAACAAGUUCGCCGUCGUUGAUUUCGGAUCAGGCACGUCCAACCCUCAGCUAAGAGUGUUCAAGGGACUUAAUCAAUCUCACGUGAUCUUCUUGAACGACAAACCAUCGGCCAUCAUCGUCGUAUACACAGACUACAGUGAACACCAUGUACCAUGUAUAGCUGUAGUGAUAAAAAACGAAAUAUACUUUUACCGAAACUGCAAGCCAUAUCACAAGUACACAGUCCAGCCGACGGUUGUCAAUGAUGACGUAGAGAAGAGGAUAUGGCGGGAAGCCAAAGAAUCGGCCGAUUUGCUGAAGAAUUUGCGGGUAUUGGCCAAUACCGUGGGUUUUGCAAGUCUAUCGACCACGUCACAACAUGCAUUGUGUUGUGAUGAAUAUGAAGUGGACGUGUUUUUUGAAAAAUAUAAAAAUCAAAAACUAGUCAAACAACCUAACAUUACGUGCAUUGCCGAAUUGAAAAGAAAAACGAACGAGCCGAACGGAGUCAGCUGUCUCGUGAUAGCUACCACUGACAAGAUCACUAUAAUGGAUACGGAGUCCUUUAAGAUUUUGUCGGAUAAAUACGAGCUGCAAGGUGAAACCGUGUACUUGGCUACCGUGGGGCUAUACGACGUUGACUACAAAAUACUAGUGGCUACCAGGACGGGUAGGCUGUACAUUUUCUCAAAAUCCUCGACCAGCGGAUACAAAGUGGAAAUGACUCAUGCAAUCGUGGCCGUGGUACUCCGGGUGGACAAGUUCGUGUGUUGUACAGUCGACGGCCUGCUCCAGUGUUACACAUUGAAAUGUGCAUCGUUAUGGAACGUCGAACUGCCGGGAGAUCCGACAGCCAUGGUGAAUAUGUACGUGCAGAGCAUGUCCCUAGAACUAACGGUAGUGGCAUGCACAGUGACAAAUGUAGAUGGGCACAUCAAGGGAUCGAUACUGGUGUACUCGGGAUCGACGGUGGUGCACAAAAUAACGAUGCCCGAUCCGAUUUACUGCGUUACGUUUGGCAAGUUUGGCCAAGAAGAAAAUGCGUUGCUAAUGAUUUCCUCUAAAGGCAAAUUGGACGUUAAGCUGUUGAAGCGCACUGCUACUUUCGACUUAUGCCCCCGGACGACUGUCAUUGCGCGACCUUCGAUCACUCUAAACAUACCCAAAAGAAGUAAUGUGUUUAUCGAACAAACUUUACGCGAAAGAGAAUGUUUUAACGAAAUGCACGUUCGAACCCAACAAUCGUGGCGAAAAUUCCAAAUCAAGUUGCUAAGCGAACGAAUAAACUCCAUCAAACAAAAAAUUACCAAUCAGUUCUUACACACAUCUGUUCAACUUUUAGGUUUAGGACCACGUUUCAAAAUUCGUUUCAAUUUGAAAAAUCUAGGUGAUAAGUAUCUCGACGGUGUGGACGUAGCAUUUUUGUAUAACCCGCAGUUUUAUAUUGUCGAAACUGCUUGCUGCAAAUUGCCGGUAAUUAUUCCGGACAAGGAAGUGUCUUGCGAGACUUUCAUCACUUGCUGCGCGUACGGUGGCACGGAAGAACGAGCUAUCGACAUUGUAGUAAACCGGUCGACGACCAUACUGUACCGAGCCAAACUCAACAUGCCAGUUUAUAAUCAGCUUAGCGUCAAUGAAGAUAUUAUAAACAAUAGUUUGCAGUGAAAGCCGUCAGCGUUGAACUGUGCGGACGUCAAGUCGAAUACAAUUACAUUUGAAAAUAAAUAUUAUAAAUUUUUUUCCAUAAGUAUGAGCCUUGGAAUGACGUCAAAGAGGUCGAACGGGAAAUUGAAAAAUUGCACUGUGCAUUGAAAUAGCGACAAAUCCAGCCAUAGUAAUACCAAUGCAAUCGGCCAGUGAAGUCAUGGACAUAGCGAAUUCCCGUCGUUCUCUUGGAACCUAUUUAACAUCAAGUGCAUAUUGUUUUAGCGGUUAUUUUUAUUAUAUUACAUUACAAUUUUUUUUAAU